GAAAGAGUCAUUAAGAUUCGUUAUCGGAGCAGCAGGUAUGGGCUGGAUAGAAACAGUCAAGUGGUUAGUGGAGUCAUAGGCCUGGGUCUUUUUUUAAGGAAAUGGCGAGACAGCGUUUUGUAGUUAUUUAACGAGGUCUAAAUCUUAAUAUAGUGCGGUUAGGAUAGCGACAAUGUUGUAUGCAUGGAACAAAAAAAAGAGUGGGUAGACACAGCUUGGUUUGAAAUGUCGGUCAACACUGCCUCCGACACAGGAAGCGUAGAGCACAACUAGAAAGGACAACGGAGUUAUUAUUAACACGGUGGGGAAUAUUACAGUGUAACACCAUCGAAGCAAAUACAAAAGAACAUGAAACUACGUACUCAAACUGUUUGGUACACCCAGGAGGCUAAGAUGUAGGAUGCUUGAUGCCCCGCAAGAAGAAGCCUAGCCAAUCCAAGAAGCCCACUCUGCAGUUUUUGGAGAGUCCACAAAAAGGAGAAAAGGUCAUACAAGUAGUGCCUCUUCAAUCUGCAGUAAAUCCACGUCAUGUAUCCUGUGUACCAAUUGACCAGAAAUCUUCCUUCACUUGGGUAUUGCCACAGUUUGAAUUUUUGGACACAACAGUUGAAGGGCCAUCACGAGAACAACACAAAUGUAACAAAUCUGAUCGCACAACACGACAUAAUUACAGAAAAAAGCAGAAUACUACACUAAAAGCAGUAGCCGAGAGAAAACUGUGCAAUAACUUUGUCCCUUUGACCUUUCUGGGCUGUGAUGAGUUGCCUGUUCAGAAGGAGAACCACAAGUUUCAUUCUGGCCCCAGUCAGAAAGUUGAAACUCUUGGUCAAGCUCAACUACCAACAAAUAAAACUUUACUUAUGGGCAUCACUCACCAAGCAUUCAAAGAUGACAGUCCCUUUGGAAAAGUUCAAAAUAUAGAUAUCUUGGGUCAGAAGUUCAAGUGUAACCAUCAAGGAUCUGUGGCAAAGGGCUUGUUUGGCAAAAUGAACUUUGUCACAAGUUCAAUAAGGAAUAUACCACACAGUUCUAUGAAAUGCUCCAGUUUCAGUUCUCCAUUGUAUUGUGUAAACCAUCAAAAUUGUGCAGAGUCUGUUGGUAAGGAGGUCUCCCUUUCUGAUGAGGAUUUCAUUCUACCACACGUUAGCACUCCCACAAUUGAUAGCUUACUUCCAGCGUGUAGCUUGAGAAGACAUAUUAGUAGAGUAAGGGACAGAACACCAGACGUACCCACUAGAAUCUCUUUCCAAAGCAGACCAGAGGACUGCUUGGAUACAAGUUAUGGACUGAAUAAUUUUUCUGAAGCAUGCCUAACUCCUGAAGUUUGGGUGCAGGACACUCCAGAGCAUGAAUAUGGACUCAAAGCAAUCUGGCGAAGACGGCCAGACAUCAUGCAGUAUCUGAAAGAUCGUGGAAAAUUAACCAGUAGUGAUGUGCUUGUUGGUAAAUAAUAGGAUACUUGACCAUUUUCAAAACAAAAGCAAAUAGUAAUAAGCCUUUCAGUUUAAAUGGUAUUGUCACAUAAUUUUAGUUACUAUUUACCACUUAUUAAGAAUAUCUGGGAAAUUGACUGAAGCUACAUGAGCAUUAUCCUUUGACCUGUCAACAUGGCAAUACAGCUCACAGAUUUGGAAUUCUUUCACACGUACUGGGUUCAAAAUAUAAAAUCUUGAUUUUCAACUGUGGCAUUUCCCAUGUCAGUGCAACAGUGGGUCCAGACUCCAUUUCAAUAUCUGAAUGGAAUAUAGAAUCGGAUGUGAUUUUGUCGGAACGAAUUGUAAUUCGCUCAUGCCCACAACAACUAUCCUGUAUACCUUUUAUUAGUAAUGUGUUUCAAGUGAUCACCCGCUAUACAAUUAAAACAUUUUUUUGCUUUUGUUCCACAUUUUUAGAAUAAAAGUCAAU
Messenger RNA from Hemiscyllium ocellatum (epaulette shark), 1905 nucleotides. RefSeq lists its product as uncharacterized. The coding region runs from base 408 to 1451 and encodes 347 amino acids. The record is from RefSeq and is a predicted model, not a curated record. Gene Ontology annotation, cellular component: nucleus; chromosome. NCBI's taxonomy places the organism in Eukaryota, Metazoa, Chordata, Chondrichthyes, Orectolobiformes, Hemiscylliidae. The transcript is spliced from 4 exons. Gene Ontology annotation, biological process: cellular response to ionizing radiation; recombinational repair; DNA damage checkpoint signaling.